This is a messenger RNA of Pelecanus crispus (Dalmatian pelican), 1194 nucleotides long. The record is from RefSeq and is a predicted model, not a curated record. NCBI's taxonomy places the organism in Eukaryota, Metazoa, Chordata, Aves, Pelecaniformes, Pelecanidae.
UACAGAUUUUUUUUUUUAAAGUUACGAGAGGUUGAAACAAACUGCUGACAGCCUCCCAGAAUGGCAGACCAGAAGCGCCUUGCCUACUCCAUCAUCCAGUUUCUGCAUGACCAGCUGCAGAAUGGGGGGCUGUCUCCGGACGCUCAGGAGAGUUUGGAAGUGGCCAUCCAGUGCCUGGAGACAGCAUUUGGGGUCUCAAUGGAAGACCAAGGCCUAGCUGUGUCCCAGACUCUUCCCGAAAUAUUUGAAGCUGCUGCAGGAAAGGAGCCUGAACACAUCAGAACAAACUCGGAGCCCAUCACCCCCUCUGAAGAUGACAUAGCUGAAGCUGAAAGACUCAAGACUGAAGGAAAUGAACAAAUGAAGGCAGAAAACUUCGAAGCUGCUGUGUCUUUCUAUGGAAAAGCAAUUGAAUUAAAUCCAUCCAAUGCUGUGUAUUUUUGCAACAGAGCUGCUGCAUACAGUAAACUAGGAAACUAUGCUGGAGCAGUGAGAGACUGUGAAAGAGCUAUAGGCAUUGAUCCAAACUACAGCAAAGCUUAUGGCAGAAUGGGCUUGGCCCUCUCCAGUUUAAAUAAACACACAGAAGCUGUUGUUUACUACAAAAAAGCCCUGGAGCUGGAUCCAGACAACGACACAUACAAAUCAAACCUUAAAAUAGCUGAACAGAAAAUGAAGGAGACUCCUAGCCCAACUGGAGGUCCAGGAGGAUUCGAUUUAGCUGGCUUGCUGAACAAUCCUGGCUUCAUGAGUAUGGCAUCUAACCUAAUGAACAAUCCACAAGUACAACAGCUCAUGUCCGGGAUGAUUUCUGGUGGCCACAACGCCAUGGGAGCCACAGGCACCAGCCCUUCCACGAAUGAUCUCGCCAGCCUCAUACAAGCGGGCCAGCAGUUUGCUCAGCAGAUGCAGCAGCAGAAUCCUGAACUAAUAGAGCAGCUACGAAGCCAGAUCAGGAGUCGAACUCCAAGUGCCAGUAACGAAGACCAGCAGGAAAAAACUCCAGGAACAGGGUUUCUGUUGAUUAGAUUCACUGCGUUUCUCAUUCAGGUCUGUAGCAACAUUGCCAGCGUUGUUAAUACACAGGAGUUUGGUGGUCGCCUCUCAAAGGUUAGUGUUAAUGUGUCAGGCGGGUUGGGACUGGCCAGGAAGAACGUGCCCGUGUGCGACGACUCCUUUAGCGAGCGUUUCCAG